This is a messenger RNA of Erythranthe guttata (spotted monkey flower), 1289 nucleotides long. RefSeq names its product glyceraldehyde-3-phosphate dehydrogenase, cytosolic. The record is from RefSeq and is a predicted model, not a curated record. Gene Ontology annotation, biological process: glycolytic process; glucose metabolic process. Gene Ontology annotation, molecular function: NAD binding; glyceraldehyde-3-phosphate dehydrogenase (NAD+) (phosphorylating) activity; NADP binding. NCBI's taxonomy places the organism in Eukaryota, Viridiplantae, Streptophyta, Magnoliopsida, Lamiales, Phrymaceae. Gene Ontology annotation, cellular component: cytosol.
CUCUCUCUCUCUUCUUUCUCUCUCUAAAUCAGUUUUCAUUUACUCUAUCUAGACUAAUGGGGAAGAUCAAGAUUGGAAUUAACGGGUUUGGAAGAAUCGGGCGUUUGGUUGCAAGAGUAGCUCUGCAGAGGGAUGAUGUCGAGCUUGUUGCUGUUAACGAUCCAUUCAUCACCACUGAUUACAUGACAUACAUGUUCAAAUAUGACAGUGUGCAUGGCCACUGGAAGCAUGGUGAAGUGAAGGUGAAAGACGAGAAUACCCUUCUCUUCGGUGAGAAAUCUGUCAGAGUUUUUGGGUUCAGGAAUCCCGAGGAGAUUCCAUGGGCUGAAGCCGGUGCCGAUUUUGUGGUCGAGUCUACCGGUGUUUUCACUGACAAGGACAAAGCUGCUGCUCACUUGAAGGGUGGCGCUAAAAAAGUAGUAAUCUCUGCUCCAAGCAAAGAUGCCCCGAUGUUUGUUGUUGGAGUAAACGAGAACGAAUACAAACCCGAGUUAAACAUAGUCUCCAACGCUAGUUGCACCACCAACUGCCUCGCCCCAUUGGCCAAGGUCAUUCAUGACAGGUUCGGCAUUGUGGAGGGCCUCAUGACGACCGUUCACUCCAUCACCGCUACGCAAAAAACCGUCGACGGUCCGUCGAGCAAGGACUGGAGAGGCGGACGAGCAGCCUCGUUUAAUAUCAUUCCCAGCAGCACUGGAGCUGCUAAGGCUGUUGGUAAAGUACUUCCAGCUCUAAACGGAAAGUUGACCGGAAUGUCGUUCCGAGUUCCUACAGUCGAUGUUUCGGUAGUUGACCUUACAGUUAGGCUAGAGAAAGAAGCCACCUAUGAAGAAAUCAAAGCUGUAAUAAAGGAAGAAUCGGAGAACAAGCUCAAGGGCAUUUUGGGAUACACCGAAGAUGAUGUGGUUUCGACCGACUUUGUCGGCGACAGCAGGUCAAGCAUUUUCGAUGCAAAGGCCGGAAUUGCAUUGAACAAGAAUUUCGUGAAACUUGUCUCGUGGUACGAUAACGAAUGGGGUUACAGCUCACGAGUGGUCGAUUUGAUUGUCCACAUGGCUUCUGUCGAGUAAUGUCUUCGGCUUUUUCUUACGGGGGAUCGAAGUGUUGUUCUACUUGUUAACUUUCUUUACUAUUCGGUUUCUUUCGAUUUUUGUUCUAGAAUAAAUUAUGUUACUGCACCAUGGUUUUGCAGUUUCAUGUCUUAAUUAAUUGUCUUUGUCAUAGCUAUAAAGUUUUGCCCUUGUGGGUUUUAAUGAGAUUCAAAUAAACUUAUUCCCCUUUAAUUUUUA